AUGAUGAAGAUCGAGUGCCUCCUCAACCCUCUCGGAGCCGACCACGGAGGAACAGUCUCUCCUUCACUACCGUCGUCCCCUUUCCUGUCGACGACGACGACGACGUCGCCCACGCCGACACCGACGCCGCCAGAGCGACCGCAGCAGCAGCAGCAGCCGCCUCCCAAGUCACGCCCGAAGCCGUCCAAGACGGCGGCCGUCUUCAUCAAGGGCCGGGCCAAGGGCGAGGUGCGCUACCCGCCGUUCGAGAACGUCGACGAGUACGAGCUGCACCGAUACAGGAUCUUUCCACGGCGGCUGGAGCACAUCAAGGAAUAUCCGCGGCACAUACCGUACAACAGCGAGAAGAAGUCGUUCCUGGCGAAGACCGGGCGCGAGGCGUUCGAAGUCUUCCAAUACACGUUCAAAGUCCCCGGCGACGAGCACGAGUACGUCGUCAUGUGGGACUACAACAUCGGCCUCGUCCGCAUCACGCCCUUCUUCAAGUGCUGCAAGUACUCCAAGACCACCCCCGCCAAAGUCCUCACCCUCAACCCGGGCCUCAAAGAAAUCUGCCACAGCAUCACCGGCGGCGCCCUCUCCGCCCAGGGCUACUGGAUGCCCUUCGCCGCCGCCCGCGCCGUCGCCGCCACCUUUUGCUGGCGGAUCCGGCACGCGCUGACGCCGCUGUUCGGGCCGGGCUUCGCUGCGACGGCGGCGACGGAUGACGACGCUCGUCGUGGUACUGGUGGUGCUGCUGCUACUGGGUGCAUACCGCCCAAGCAUCCGGCGUUUGGCGGGUUCAGGAUCGAUCCCGGCAUCGUGGCGAGGUGCGCGGAGGAGACGAGGGCGUGGACGGCGGCGGCGGAGGCGACGGCGACGGCGAUGGCGAUGGCGGGGGAGGAUGGUGAGGGGGAGGUGUUGCUGCUGCAGGGGAUUCCUCCUGCUGUAGGCGGCGGUGGGCGCUCGUCGAUGUCGACUGGCUCGCCUCCGGCUGCUAUGCGUUUGACGGCGCCGGUUUGGGGGGCGCCGGAGGUGGCGGCGGCGGUGCUGCCGUUGUCGAGCAGCGACGGCUAUAGGUCGUUGAGGCGGCAGCAGCAGCGGCGGCCGCAGUCGUCGUCGUCUUCAUCGUCUUCAUCGUCGUCGUCAUCAUUGUCGUCUUCGUUGCUGUUGUCGUCGUCGCCGGGAGCGCAGUAUCAGGCACCACUUCAGCAGCAGCAGCAGCAUCAGGCACGCAACCCGCACUGGUCGCCCGAGAGUGGGUACUGCAGCGACCUCGACAGCAACAGGUAUCGCCGCGGCGGGAUCGAGUCGCCUCAAGUCUCGCCGACGACCCAGGUCGCGCAGUGGGCGAGCGUGAAUGGUGGGCCGAUCGGCGGUAAUGGCAAUGGUGGCUACUACCACCAUCAUGUGGCGCAUGUCACGCCGACGCUGUCAUCGCCUUUUGCUGGAUCAACCCGUCUCCAUCAUCAUCAGCAUCAUCAGGGUCCGACGUCCUCGCCGAUGGUACAGGCGCAGGCGCAGGCGGUGCCGAUGCUGCACCAGCCGUUUCUGCCGCGGCCUUACCUGCCGCCGCCGCCGCCGCCGCCGACGCCGCAGGAAGUGUUUGGGCAAAGUGCGUUUGCUGCCAAACGGCGGAUCUCGAGGGUGGUGGAGGAGGAAGAGGAAGAGGAGCACGAGAGCCAGGAAGAUGACGAUGAGACUGUGUCUGCUUGGAGUGCGACGGCGGCAGAGACCCGGUGCGACGGUACUAGCUCCGAGACGGGGAGUCCGAAGGUAUCGAGGGGGGCGGACGUGAAAGCGGCAAAGAUGCUGCUGGCUCUACGUGGUGGCGAGGCUGGCGGGUCGCCGGCGCUCUCGAGUCAUCGUGAGAAGCGGCUGCGUCGUGCUUCGAACUGA
This is a messenger RNA of Diplodia corticola, 1878 nucleotides long. Its product is annotated as apses transcription factor xbp1. The transcript has 3 exons. Gene Ontology annotation, molecular function: DNA binding. NCBI's taxonomy places the organism in Eukaryota, Fungi, Ascomycota, Dothideomycetes, Botryosphaeriales, Botryosphaeriaceae. Bases 1 to 1878 code for a protein of 625 amino acids. The record is from RefSeq and is a predicted model, not a curated record.